ACAAACUUUUUCUUUCUUUUUUAUUUAAUUAUAAGUGUUUGCAUAUACAUUGUGCUCCUAAUUUUUAUUACAAAUUCAAUUUAAAUUAACCCUUGCACAUUUGCACAGACAAUUUGCUUGUAUCUUUAGUUUCUAACUGGCGGGCAUUCUUUAAUCCUUCUAAUCAUUUUCAAGUAUUUAUGUAACUUGCAUUUGUUGCGCAAUUGUUAUAUUCUGCUUUGAAAUUUAUGUUGUGAAAUUUAGGCCUUCUUAGGCAGCCAAAAUGGGGUCAUUUGAAGGGACUGCAUCAAGCAAUAAAGUCUUGUGAGAAGGCUUUGGUCUCUAGUGAUCCCAAUGCAACUUCACAUGGACUUGAUCAACAGAUAUAUGUAUUUAGAUCAAAAUCUGGAGAUUGCGCAGCUUUUCUUACCAACAAUGACACUGAGUCUAAUUCCACAAUAAUAUUCAAUGGAUUGAAAUAUGAUCUUCCUCCUUGGUCCAUCAGCAUUCUUCCUAACUGUACAACUGAAGCUUAUAACACUGCUAAGGUCAGAAUCCAACGUUCAGAGAUGAAAAUGAUUGCUUCCAUUGGAGGCUUUUCUUGGAACUCUUAUACUGAAGAUAGCAACUCUAUCCCAAAAAGCUCAUUUAUGAUGCAAGGUUUGUUGGAGCAGUUAAAUGUUACAAGGGAUAGCACAGACUACCUAUGGUACACAACAUUUGUUGACAUAGGUAAGGAUGAAGAAUUUUUAAAAAAUGGACAGUAUCUGCUCCUCACUGUCGCUUCAGCUGGUCAUUCAUUGCAUGUCUUCAUUAAUGGAGAACUGAGUGGGACUGCUUAUGGUAGUCUACAAAGUCCGAAAUUAACUUACAAUGGGAAUGCAAAAUUCCGGGUAGGAAGCAACAGAAUAUCUAUUUUAAGCGUUGCUGUUGGUCUCCCAAAUGGUGGGACACAUUUUGAAACAUGGAAUGUUGGAAUACUUGGUCCAGUUACUCUAAGUGGUCUUAAUACCGGGAAACUUGAUCUCACAUUCCAUAACUGGACUUACCAGAUUGGUCUAAAAGGUGAGGCAUUGAACCUUCAUUCCAUUACUGGAAGUUCUUGCUUCGAGUGGGGAGAAUUUUCUCAGAAGAAGCCAUUAACUUGGUACAAGGCGUUCUUCAAUUCACCUGAUGGAGAUGAACCAUUGGCUUUAGACAUGAGUAGCAUGGGCAAAGGACAAGCAUGGAUAAAUGGAGAAAGCAUUGGCCGUUACUGGCCUGGUUAUAAAGCUUUUGGUUCUUGUAACGGUUGUGACUACAGAGGAUUCCACAAUGAGAAGAAGUGCUUGACUAGUUGUGGGGAGUCAUCUCAAAAAUUGUACCAUGUCCCACGCUCCUGGCUUAAUCCAACAAAAAACCUGAUUGUUGUUUUUGAGGAAUGGGGUGGUGAUCCUACUGGCAUUUCUCUGGUGAAGAGAAUCACUGUUGAUGCUGAAUUACAGAAUUAGUCUUCAUUUGGGAUGACUUUUUAAUUGCUUCUUAAAACAACUUUUUAAGUACAAAAAUACAAUUUUUGUACUAAAAAGUUCCUUUAAGAAGUAGCAAGAUAGCCGUCCCAAAUGAAACCUUAGUCUUCUCCUUUUCUGCAUCUAGAUUAUAUUGCACAGAUAGUAUUGAAGGAUGAAAUGGCUACAUUUUGAUUGAUUCAUCAUUGACGAUAUAGCAAAGAUUAGAAGCAAAUAAGCUGUUUUAUGAAGAUGUACAUGUACACUGGAAAUUGUAAGGAUUGUGCUGCCAUUUCUACAGCAGAAACUGAAAGGAUGUUGAAAUUUAUCAGCAAGCAAAUGAUAUCCGAACACUCGAAGGCUGAAGAUGGUAGUAGAUUGUUUGGGCAAUUUUUGUCGUUCUAUUUAGAUAAUAAGUUUGCGAUAUGUGCAAACAAUAAGCUCUAUAUUGUUGGAAAAUGAAAAUGCUUUUCUCCUGAAAAUAUGUUACAGGUGCCGAAAGUGUAAUUACUUGUAUACUUUGUAUCUCCAUAACAGUGAAGUUGAUUAUGUUUCAAUAAAAACUUAACAAAUAAUAAAAUGUUUUAGCAUUA
Messenger RNA from Dendrobium catenatum, 2059 nucleotides. RefSeq names its product beta-galactosidase 2. The record is from RefSeq and is a predicted model, not a curated record. Gene Ontology annotation, biological process: carbohydrate metabolic process. Bases 549 to 1469 code for a protein of 306 amino acids. Gene Ontology annotation, molecular function: beta-galactosidase activity. The transcript has 9 exons. Gene Ontology annotation, cellular component: vacuole; cell wall. NCBI's taxonomy places the organism in Eukaryota, Viridiplantae, Streptophyta, Magnoliopsida, Asparagales, Orchidaceae.